UCUCUUUUUCUUUUUUUUUAGAGUGGGUAUCCAAGCUCUGGACCCACAUCAAGCACUCCUGCCUUCAGGCCUGAGGAUGAGCUGGAACAUCUGACAAAGAAAAUGCUGUAUGACAUGGAGAAUCCUCCCUCUGAUGAGUACUUUGGCCGCUGUGCUCGCUGUGGGGAGAAUGUUGUUGGGGAAGGCACUGGCUGCACAGCAAUGGACCAGGUCUUCCACGUGGAGUGCUUCACCUGCAUGAUGUGCAAAAACAAGCUGAGGGGGCAGCCUUUCUACGCAGUAGAGAAGAAAGCCUACUGUGAACCCUGCUAUAUUAACACACUGGAGCAAUGCAGUGUAUGCGCGAAGCCCAUCAUGGAAAGGAUCCUCCGAGCCACCGGGAAGGCCUACCAUCCCCACUGCUUCACCUGCGUCAUGUGCCAUCGCAGCCUGGAUGGGAUUCCCUUCACCGUGGAUGCUGGUGGGAACAUCCACUGCAUCGAGGAUUUCCAUAAGAAAUUUGCACCAAGAUGUUCAGUGUGUAAGGAGCCCAUCAUGCCAGCCCCAGGACAAGAGGAGACUGUACGCAUUGUCGCCCUGGAUCGCGACUUCCAUGUCCAGUGCUACCGGUGUGAGGACUGUGGCGGCCUCCUGUCUGAGGGGGACAAUCAGGGCUGUUACCCUCUGGACGGGCACAUCCUUUGCAAGACCUGCAACUCAGCUCGGAUCCAGGCUCUGACCGCCAAGGCCAGCACUGAUCUCUGAGUACCAACUGUGACCCUCCCCAGGAUGCCUGCUGGGGGAAUUGCACAAGCUUUGCAUGAUUUCUUUCCAGCCUAGGGCCUGAAUCUUUGUUUGUGUGUUUGUUUGUUUUAAAAAAGUAAAACUGGAAGGCCUUGGAGCAAGAGGGCUGUUCUGUGGCCAGGUUCAGACUGCCAGCAACAGGCACCUAACUUAGGCAUAGUCUUCCAGAGGGUGGCGAGUCUGACCACCAGCUGCUAAGUUAUCUGCCCGUGGAAGAAGGUCUGAACUAGUGAAAUGUGGCUGAGCUAGUUCCUUUUUCCAAGUUAUUUUGGAAAUCUGAUCGGCUAUGGGGGUCUUCUCUUUGACUUUAAUGGAUCACCAGCAGAAGUAGCUCUACUGUCACAGAGGAUCUGAAGCCAAUGUGAGAGCAGAACUAGCACCCCUCAUUACAACUCAAACAACAUAACUUUGACAGUACUGCACCUAAGGGUGUAGAUGUGACCUUGAGCUUUUUGGGACACAGAUUUGUUGUGUGUUUCUUCUUAGGUCCUUACUUGUCUCCAUUCCCUUCCAGUUCUAUAGGUUGUUGGUUUUUGUUUUUUCUUUUUUCUUUUUCUUAUGGAAUUAUAUUUUUGCUAUUGCAUAAACUUAUUCAGUAGUAAUGCUUCCAAUUCACAAUAUAUGAGCAAUCACAGAAAGAUGUGAGCUUGCACACACACACACACACACACACACAAUGUGCUUUUGAUUUACUAGAGGUAUAAGCCAAUCAUGUCUGCUGAGAAGGUCUUUCAAGGACCUGGGGCUGGAAACACUCUUUAAAAAUCCCAGUGGUUAAAUAAAAUAAUAAUAAAAAAAAAGACUACAUAGAACUGCAGUGCAAAGCGAUGCUCAAAAAAAUCUUAUGCCACUCGCUAUAGUGGGACCAAUGGCUGUGCUGGCUUCUGGGUAGAUAUUUAAGCACUGGAGUCUUGUUCCGUUGUUUAUUGAAAUGGGAGGAUUUUCCUUCAGCUGUAACAGGAACUGAAGCAGGGAUAGAUGUCUUUCUGAAGUUAACACGCAUGGUCUGGAGCUCCCAUUGGAAAAGGUAUCUUAUUCCAACAACGGCAAAAGAACCGUGCGGUUGUUCAGUUUUUGUCUUAAAGCUGAAGAAGGUGUUAAACCCUUCUCUGUGCCAUCCCAAAAAGCAAAUGAUUUUUUUUUUUCUUUCAUUUUCAUCCCAGCCACUUAUUACUCCCCUCUGGUGAAAUGUCAUUGCAGAAGAGUGCUGGGCCAGGAGCAGUACUUUCAUCUUUUGUCCAGAGGUAAUACAUGUGCCAAGGUAAAUAAAAAGCUGGGCAGAGAUAACCUUUCUUUUUGUCAUGUUGGUGUUCAUGGGCUUUUUUUUUUCCUUUUCUUUUUGCUAAUUAAAAAAAUAAAUUAUAAAUUCAUGGCUCACUCUGAGCAGCUAUAAUAUUCUUGUUCAUGAAACCCAUAAUAACUAAGGUGCAAAUUACAUAGUGAGGGAGUAAUUUUCGUAUCACUGAAUUGACAUUAAUAUCUUAUUUGCAGAUGUAAUCAAAGAGAAUACCUUUCUUUGCACUUAACAAAUUAAGAAGCAGAACUGAAACAGUUGCAGGCUGAUUGACCGUAUAAGUGACAAACUGGCACUUUUCAACAGUAUUAGGAGAACUUUUUCAUGUGCCCACUGAAAAACAAUGAAAAUGUGGUGCUUUCAUCUUCAGUCUCUAUAACGGAAACCUGAUACAAUUAUCCUAGUGCUAGGGAAAAGAAAAAAAAAAGUUAGAUGAGCUGGACUGAUAGGAAGCAAAGAAAAACUGAAAUAGUCACUGCAGCUCCUGCAAAUGGUGCGUUUCCUUUCAGUUUAGCACUAACCUCUAUGGAAGAGCACUGUGAACUGUAAUAGCUUUAGCUGUAUACAGUAAAUUCAAAUACAGAAAUACCAAUCUGAAACCUCUGUUCCUCACAUGGUUUGUAUGUUGGCAAACUCCUUCGGUGUCAGGGAAGAUUCCCAAAAUUCACAGCUCAAAAUGAAUCCUUCUUUGUAGAAGGGUGGCAUCAUUAAGCAAAAGAAAUCGUUCUCCACCAUAGCGGCUGUACUGAAGCAGUUUGCCUUUUUAUACUAGAUUUCUGCCCUGGCCUUCAAGAAUUUUACUGCCUCAGACAUAAACAGACUUUUUUGCAGGGUGACUCCUGCCAGAUUCCAUCUGGGCUCCUGCUCCCUGAACCGUGGCACGUAAGAUUCUUCUGAGCUCGCUUUUUACAGGCAGCCCCUUCACACAGCAGUCAAAAACUCUUGCAACUAGUGAGUGAAUCCAAUUUGAAUUAACCCUACAGGAACACUGGAGUUCAGAGCUAGGGUUGCUAACACUGCUGGUUUUACAUCUCUGCAAUCACAGGGGGGGACCUGAUGCGUCCAAGCAUACAAGAAGCCAUUCAUCAGGCAGCUCUGAACUUUGUUCUCGUUAGUGUUAAAUCGGGUGGCUGAUGAGACUCUCAUGAAUACCACUGGGGUAAGUGAUGGAAACAAGCUUGUGUAUCUGCCUGCAGAAUGUGGCCUAGACUCAGGAGGACUGAAGUCCAGAGCCCUUGGGCUUUUCAUGGUCAUGAUGUAGGCUGGAAUUGGGAAAGUUGUAUGGCUUCUUGUCCUUUGCACGAGAAAGCUUCUUUACAACUUCCCAGAGUUGCUGUGAGAAUUAAAUUAGUUGAAGAUUGGCCCAAACUCCUGAUUUUGGAGUUUUGUUUUCUCCUUCCAGAAAAGUUUGCUGGUUUGUAGGUUUGGGACUCCAGCCCAUUUCAAAGCUAAGGGCCAGCCAGGAGGUGUAGAUCUCAAUCUGUGUUAUUAGGGUGCUGUGGUGAGCUGGGCUGGUGUGCAGGGAGGUGAGAGCCAAAACUUUUCACACAUUAAAUACCCAAUGGAUGAAAAGUGGUUGUCAAAGAUUGAGUCGUGUUAUUGUUUGAGGUACUGUGGCUAAUUUCUGGACCUGAUGUAUCUGGGCAAAGGUACUAUCGUGCUUUUGUUUUCACCCCUGAAACACCAAAGCCAUCUGUCUGUUGGAAAGAUUAAGCAUCCAAAACAAUUCUCUUUGUUUUCUGUUAUGCAAGUUGUUUUGGCUUCUAAAAUUGCUGUAAAUAUAUUUGGAAGACAGUGCAUAUAUGUAUAUGUACAUAUAUAUGUAUGUAAGUAACACAGAGGCUCUCAUCAGCCACCUGUUCAUGGAAGGCUCCCCUCUGAUGCUUCAGGAUUUGACUAGAUAAUGCUGGUGGACUUAUCUUAGUUGCACUCAGUUAAGAACCACUGGGAUAUUCCCGCAUCACAAUAUGUAUCGCAUUUUGCAAUACAACCUCAUUUAUCUGUUCCAAGAAGGAGGUUUUUGCCAAAGAGACCUUACCUUUUUAAGGUGCACAUGUUAGCCAUAAAAAAAACAAAACAUAUAUAUAUAUAUACACAUAUCACUUCAUUUGUGCCUGUGGUAAAGUCUAGACUGUUCUUUUCAGAAAGAAUUGGAAGAUCAUACAGACACCUCUGUUUGAGUCUGCAGAGUUUUUGCUUGUGCUGCUUUGGCCUCUUUGAGCAUUUGUUGGCAAGUAGGGCCUGAUCCUGUGAUUUGUGUGGCCAGACAGGGCACAGAAGGGUCCAGGAAUCAGGUUCUAAUUUAGCAAAAUGCUUAAGCCCGUGGGGAUUGUUUAAGCAUAGGCUUAAAGCCAUUGCAUGGUGUGUUAUAAGCUAUGGGUCUGCAGUCAUUAAUGCCAGACUGACUCUGCAUCACUCCAUCAGAUAAAUUGGAGCUGCAUAGGAUGGGGCCACAGUCGAAUUUUUGUUAAACUCACUUGAAUGUGUGGUACAGCUCCUGUGUCACCUUUAUGCAGGAAUGCAAACAGCAGGAGAUCAAAAGUAACGUCUGGACAUUGGGAGGGUGAGUUGUUACAAGAUCAGUGCUUAGCAUGGGGUGACUGUGGCACUUUCCAUAUGUCACAAGUAGCCCCACAGCCAGAUUUACUCUGUCUUUGAACCAUGGCUUUAAACGUCUGCUUAAAGUUUCUCCCAAAGCUUGGGUUGUCUUGGUUACAGCCCAAUCCUUAUGCACAUCCCCAGGGCUAACACUACAAUUUUAUGAAUGUGAUGGUUUUAUUGUCACUUAUUUUAAUCAUUGCCUGAGAGUUACUUUUAAAAACAGAAAGCAACACCAUUGCUUUAGCUUAUCAGAUAAUGCACCUUUAAUUUUGUUGGUUUUUUUAAAUAUAUUAAUUCUUGGAUUUUUAUCACAACUGCAAUACACUUCGGUAAUGACUGAAUCAUAGAGGUGUGAAAGUAGAAAGUAUUCAUCAGAGUGGAUUCUAUAUAAAGUGUUCAGCCUGAUGGCAGGUGCAAAACUUCCCUGAGAUAUGGGCCUUACAUUGAUUUCCUGCCUAUCAGCAAAGUGUGCCUGAGAAGAAUGAGGAAAAGUUGUGUUUUGAAGAAUUGGUGGUGGUUGAAGGGAAUAUGCAACAAGUCAUGCUGAAAUCUCUUUGAACCUGCUCCAGCUCCUGCCAGACUAUGGUCAGCAAAACCUAGCCUGGGUCUGAUAAAUGCUGGUUUUAGGGUAACGUUGCUUUUGAUUUUGAAGUAGUCCAGCAGUUGAGGGCUAACAGGACCCCAGAGAAGGUCCACGGUUGCUUUUCUUUGUUAACCAUGGUAGACAGUUACUGCCUUGGAUGAACAGCUCAGAAAGGAAUUGAAUUUUGAACUGUUUUGUUAUUGAUGUCUGAUUCCUGCAGUUGGUUCAUCACAUUGAUUUGAUAUUUCUUCACACAGAGCUGUGUUGCCUACACUUGACACACAUUUCAGCGCUGUAAAUCAAUUAGCAGAGAUGUGGGCAAGAAUCUCAUGGUGGUGGAAUUCCCAAUCGAAAACACUAGUGAUGGUAAUAGAGGGCUUGUUGCCAAAGGAUGGCAGGAACUACUCAGUACUAUCUGGAAGCACCAGUUGAGGAAGCUGAAGAACACUAUUUCUAGUUUGAGCUGGUCCCAGUUUUUACACUAAAUCAUGUGAUGUUGGAAGGGCCUUCUUUUUAAUGAGAAAUUCUCUCUUUGCAGUGUUAUCCACAACAGUAUUUCUUGCUGUUAUAAUUAAAACCUUAUUCAAUUUUUAUCUAAAUAGAUUUCAGAAUUGUUGACAAAUAUUUUCAUUUCUCAACUUUGUCUCCUUUCUCAAUUCUUUUUUCCUUCUUGGGUUUCUUCUGCUGGUCAAUUAAAGUUUCUGUGAUGAUUUUGAAAACUUUUUUGGAUAGAAAUUCAUUAAAAAAAAAGCACAUGUUCUUGGAAAAUGGUUCAAUGUUAGGCCUGGUGAAAUAAAAAAAAAA
Messenger RNA from Meleagris gallopavo (turkey), 6065 nucleotides. NCBI's taxonomy places the organism in Eukaryota, Metazoa, Chordata, Aves, Galliformes, Phasianidae. The record is from RefSeq and is a predicted model, not a curated record.